CCACUCCUCAUGCGAACUAGAGCAUGGAAGGCAGCGAGCGGCAGGCACACCCACAGCGUUAUCGUGCACUAGCACCCAGAUUGGCAGGAGCUUGAGGUUAUCCAAGCUUCGUCAAGACCCACAGAUGCAUCUUGAACGAGGCUUGUCUUUGCUUGGAUCCGCACAGAUAUUGGCAACGUGCAUCACGAGGAUGCAAGGCUAACUGGAGAAGGCAGUUGAGAGACAAUAUGCAGGUAUGAAAUGCCGUGGUUUGGAGUACUUAAACGUAGGAGGGUGCCAUGUCUGAGAACCAGUGCUUUCGCUCAAGUCAAUCGCACCAGCAGUAGACAUGGCGCCAGUCCUCAGCUUCCUUAUCGGCUCUUUGUUGGCUGCCAGAGGUCUCGCAGAGCCCUUCGAGAAGUUGUUCGCUGUUCCCGAGGGAUGGAAGCCCACAGGUCCUGCAGCGGACUCGCAGGUCCUCAAGCUGCAGAUCGCUCUCCAACAGGGAGACUCUGAGGCCUUUGAGCAGCAUGUCAUGGAUGUGUCGACACCCAGUAACAAGAAGUACGGACAGCACUUCCAGUCGCACGAGGAGAUGAAGAGGAUGCUGCUCCCUACUGAGGAGGCUUCGUCGUCCGUCGCUGCCUGGCUUAAGACUGCCGGUGUCGAGGACUUCGAGCAGGAUGCCGACUGGGUAACCUUCAAGACUACCGUUGGCGUUGCCAACAAGAUGCUGGAUACCCAGUUUUCUUGGUACACCUCUGAGGAGGCAAAGCCGCGCAAGGUCCUGCGCGCUCUUGAGUACUCCGUACCUGAGGAUGUCGCUUCGUACGUCAGCCUCGUUCAGCCAACCACUCGCUUCGCCGCCAUCCGUGCGAACCACGAGACUGAGAAGGAGAUCUUCGGUCUCCAGCGUAUUGAUGUCGCCGCCAGCGCGAACAUCACCGUCAACUGUGAUGCUGCCAUUACUCCUCAGUGCUUGAAGCAGCUUUACAAGAUCGACUACAAGGCCGACCCCAAGAGCGGCAGCAAGGCUGCUUUUGCCUCGUACCUCGAAGAGUACGCUCGCUACAGCGACAUGGCUCUCUUCGAGCAGAACAUCCUGCCGGAGGCCAUUGGUCAGAACUUCUCCGUUAUCCAGUACAACGGCGGUCUGAAUGACCAGAAUUCUUCCGAUGACAGUGGCGAAGCCAACUUGGACGCCCAGUACAUGCUUGGCCUGGCCCAGCCCCUUCCAGUCACCGAGUUCAGCACUGGUGGCCGCGGCCCCUGGGUUGCAGACCUUGACCAGCCUGAUGAGGCUGACAGCGCCAAUGAACCCUACCUUGACUUCCUCCAGAACGUACUGAAGAUGCCGCAGAAGGACCUUCCUCAGGUUAUCUCCACCUCCUACGGCGAGAACGAGCAGAGCGUUCCCAAGUCGUACGCUCUGUCCGUCUGCAACCUCUUCGCUCAGCUCAGCUCUCGUGGUGUCAGUGUCAUCUUCUCCAGCGGUGAUUCAGGUGUCGGUUCAGCCUGCCAGAGCAACGACGGAAAGAACACCACCAUGUUCCAGCCUCAGUACCCAGCCAGUUGCCCCUGGGUGACCUCUGUCGGAUCUACCCGCUACCUCAACGAGACUGCUACCUACUUCUCGUCCGGUGGUUUCUCCAACUACUGGAAGCGUCCCUCGUACCAGGACGAUGCUAUCAAGGCCUACUUCCACACUCUCGGCGAGAAGAACAAGCCUUACUUCAACCGCCACGGCCGUGGCUUUCCCGACGUCUCUGCUCAAGGUUUCGGCUACCGCGUCUAUGAUAAGGGCGUGCUGAAGGGCUACCAGGGUACUUCUUGCUCUGCGCCUGCGUUCGGUGGUAUCGUUGCUCUCCUCAACGAUGCGCGCCUCAAGUCCAACAAGCCUUCUCUCGGAUUCUUGAACCCUCUCCUGUACUCCAACCCUGAUGCUCUCAACGAUGUCGUCCUUGGUGGAAGCAAGGGCUGUGAUGGCCACGCCAGGUUUAACGGCGCGCCAAACGGAAGCCCGGUCAUCCCGUAUGCCAGCUGGAAUGCGACUGCGGGAUGGGACCCUGUCUCUGGUCUGGGUACACCGAACUUCCCCAAGCUGCUGAAGGCUGCUGUUCCUAGCCGUUACAGGGCUUAGACGUAGACAUAGAUGUCUGGUGGAGAUGCUUGCAAAUAGUUGAACGAUAAUGAACAAACAUUACGAACAAAACCAAAGCCCAAUUCUCAAGACAAUGACAAGGAUACUCGAAAUCUCGAACGUUAGAG
Molecule: messenger RNA, 2247 nt
Organism: Macroventuria anomochaeta
Lineage: Eukaryota; Fungi; Ascomycota; Dothideomycetes; Pleosporales; Didymellaceae
Product: subtilisin-like protein
Exons: 2
Coding region: 329-2119 (596 amino acids)
Biological process (GO): proteolysis
Molecular function (GO): serine-type endopeptidase activity; tripeptidyl-peptidase activity
Source: RefSeq, a predicted model, not a curated record